CUUGAAAUUUCAUUCGUUGAUUUUUCUAUCCAGUCGCCAGUAUCGCGCAACUCUUCGUAGUGGAAGUAACUCGAUAUGGCUCAUAGCACGACUAUCAUUCUUUUGUUAUCGGUGUUCCUUCACAUCAUUUUGGUGAAUGCAGAAACCCUUGAUAAAAAGACUGUCGAAGGCAUGCUUUUGAAGAUGCUUUGGACGAAAGUAUACCGUGGCCAUGACGCCGAAACGAAGGAACAUAUAAUCCGACAUCUGAAAAAAAUGGGUGAUUUCGACCAAUUAGUCAUGCUCUUGACUAAGGUCAAGAAAAAAAAAGUGGAAAGGGUCAUAACCUUGUUGGCAGAAAUUAUGCAGAUCUAUAUGGAAUAAAAUAUUUGUAUGACCUCAUUGGUAAUUUAUU
Spodoptera frugiperda (fall armyworm) is the source of this 394-nucleotide messenger RNA. RefSeq lists its product as uncharacterized. The record is from RefSeq and is a predicted model, not a curated record. Bases 76 to 363 code for a protein of 95 amino acids. The transcript has 2 exons. Lineage: Eukaryota; Metazoa; Arthropoda; Insecta; Lepidoptera; Noctuidae.